AUGACGUCCGUGCGCAGCGCCGCCGGGGUUGCCCUGCCGCCGAUCCGGCUGGCGGUGGAGCGGGCGCGCCAGGAGGCACUCCGGCGCGAGCUGGACGGGUGCCAGCUCCUCGCGGGCAUCUGGUGCCACGGCUUCACGGUGGCGCAGCUCCGCAGCAUCCGCGCCUCGCUCCCCUCCACGGCGCGGCUGCUGGUCGCCAAGAACUCGGACCUCGCGGCGGCGGUCGAGGGCACGCGCUGGGAGUCGCUCCGCCCCUGCGCCCGCGGCAUGAACGCCUGGCUCUUCGUGCGCUCCGACGAGAUCCCGCCGGCGCUCCGCCCCUACCGCGACUUCCAGAAGGAGUGGCGCCUCCAGCUCAACGACUUCACCGGCGCCGUCUACGAGGGCCGCCUCUACGGCCCCGACGACUUCGCGCAGCUCGAGGCCAUGCCCACCAGGGUGCAGUCCUACCAGUACCUCCUCGGGUGCCUCCAGAUGCCCGCCGUCUCCGUCCUCGCCGCCCUCCGCGCGCGCCAGGAGGCCAUGGCGCAGGCCGAGAAGCCGCCCGCCGAGGAGGCGGCUCCUGCUCCGGCGCCGGAGAAGUGA
This is a messenger RNA of Triticum turgidum subsp. durum (durum wheat), 585 nucleotides long. The record is from the annotation of a GenBank genome assembly. NCBI's taxonomy places the organism in Eukaryota, Viridiplantae, Streptophyta, Magnoliopsida, Poales, Poaceae.